Colletotrichum destructivum is the source of this 1745-nucleotide messenger RNA. RefSeq lists its product as uncharacterized. The coding region runs from base 464 to 916 and encodes 150 amino acids. The transcript has 2 exons. The record is from RefSeq and is a predicted model, not a curated record. NCBI's taxonomy places the organism in Eukaryota, Fungi, Ascomycota, Sordariomycetes, Glomerellales, Glomerellaceae.
UUCAAGCCAUCCGAAUUCCCCAUCUGCGUGUAUGCAAGUCUGAAAGUCUACAAGGCCAAGCCCGCCAAGGUUAUUCACCCACAUGCGCCCCCGUCCGAUCUCUUCCCGCCUCCCGUCUUUUGCUGUUCGUCCGUCCACUUGUUGUUUUCCUUUCCUGUCCAGCUUCUGUUCGGCCAUAUGGCGAGGCCGCUUUCGAGAUUCCCUCUCAGCCGACCGUGUGCCGCUGGCAUGUUCCCUCGGCCGCUCUCGUUUCACGCACCUCCGCGACAUCAACUGUUUGGGCGCCGCCGUCCAGCCUCCCACAACAGAGACUCAACAGCGACCGCUAGACCCGACCGCCUGAGAGACAGACCAACUCAUGGCUCAUUUUAACUAGCGUACUGGUUCCGCCAUCGUCUUAACUCUCUGCACUGCCACGACUGCUCUCCCCUCCGCAGGAGUCAAGAGACGACGAGCCUAAGACAUGGCGGGAACGCAUACGUAUGCAUGGCUCCGGCGAUUCCAGCAAACCAUGCCUGGCCAGGGCCACAAGCGUUGGCGCACGUCGGCACACCUGAACAGCCGGCAUCCGGCAUACAAACCGGAAACCGGGAGCGACUCUUCACCAGACUGCCCAAUGCCCAGUGUUCAAUCUUGCGUGGUUUCGUCUGGAACCGCGCCCCUGAGACGUCUAAAAAUGGCCCCGGUCGCCGCAAGGGUCACCUGCGAGGCGGGACUCAAUUGGACAAUGGGCGGCCCUCGUGCUGUGUGGGUGAUUGAGAGACGGAUGAUACUCCAGACAGAUACUGUCGUCUGUUCUUGUCCUGCAACACAUCCGGCCACACCAUGGUUUUCCGUCAUCCUUAACUCUCUUUCCUCCUCAUCUCUUUCUAUCCGCGUCCUCACUCUGUUCCUCACCGACGCACACCGAGCCUGAUUCCAUGCGUUCACAACGCUCCGAGACCAAGGGCUGGCGAUCGGCGAGUGUCCAAUGUUUCGGGGCCAAGGAACUGCUGGGGCCCGUCGUUGCACCAUUGUCCCUAGUGAGCGAACAUCCCAACUUUGUCCAAUUCCAGUUCCAUGCCUGGGCGAAAGAGGCUGUGUUCCUGUUGUCAACACGAAGAAACCCAACUGCAACGCUUUCCCACAUAAGCCAACCUCCCCAAAAUUCCUACCUACCCCGUUCUCUACUCGCACAGGCCCCUCUCUUCCCUCCCCCUCCGUCGGCUUCGAGACGCAGAUCCUCCUCUCCUGGCACCGCCACGAUUCGAGAUUUCGCCCUCGAGCGUUCCGGUUCUAGACGGCCGCACAUCAAACAUCGCUCAGAAUUUCAGAAACGAGGCCCAUCUCUCUCUCUCCCUCGCUCUCCCUCUCUCCGCAAGCCCACAUUUUUCCACGAUGUUCCCAUACGGCCGCGUUCCCACCGACAACACUUUGCAACGCGUGCUUUUGGUUUUGCCUUCGCGGGAUUUUGACGGCUACUCCCCGUCCUCCGUCCCCCCCGUGCCCCCGGUUGCGCUGUAAAUCACACACAAAUCCUUCCCGGCGUUGGAUAGGCGGACUCGGUCUCCAGUCGUUUUAAUCAAACAAACAUUGUUGGUGGGCACGCAGAUUCCACAUGUCGGCUCAUCUCACUUUCCAAUGGCCCGCAUGCCAUCAGUCUUUUCUCCUCCACCCCCCUUUGCAGGUAGCAAUCCUGCGCGAGACGGUCGCAGUGUACAGAUGGUUUGUGUUGUCCUGUUAUUUUCCUGCGGUCUUGUUUUCUC